AUGUCUGAAGCUCCGAAGAAAGACACGCAGUCCGAAGAGCAGAUCAUUGUGAACGCGUUCACUGCUUUGGAAUUGUCAUCCAGGCGAGACUCGAAUUCAUCCUUCAAGAUUGUAGUGGGAGCCGCGGAAUUGGGUGGAACCCCUCUGAGACCGAACGUGGACUACCCUUUGGAUCCGGAUGCGGAAGUGACGUUAUUCUCUUGGAAGGGCUGCGUGGUGGAGAUCACUGGUGAGGUGAAACGAACCCCUGAGACCCACUGUCCGCAGGGUGUCAUCCUCAAACAUCACGCCUUGUUGGAAUUGGAGCGGAUUAAGGCUGAGGAUGCCGGGCAACGGGGUCCACGGGUUAUGGUUAUCGGGGGUUACGAUUGCGGCAAGACGUCGGUGGUGCGAGCGUUGUUGAAUUAUGCGGUUCAGAUCGGGCGAACGCCGAUUUUUGUGAGCUUGGAUGUCAGGCAUGGCGAUCUCGGGGUUCCUGGAACUCUGGGCGCUGUGGUUGUAGACAAAGUAAGUGAUGACAAGGGCCGUUUCGGGGACUUCCGGAAACCUCCACUGAUGUACCAUUUCGGUCAUGCGUACAUAGAUUUUAACAAACAUGCGUACAACGUGAUUGUUGGAGAGUUGAGCAAAAACGUGCUGGCUGCCAUGGAUUCUUGUCCUUCGACUAAGUCAUCGGGGUUGAUAAUCGAUACGAACGGAGAUACGGAUGAUCGACGGCAUAUUCAACACGCUGCAAUGGCUCUUGAAGUUUCGCAUGUUCUCGUCAUUGAAAAUGAGCAACUUUAUAACGAUGCUGUUCGAUAUCUCCCACCGUUUGUCAACAUCUGCUACCUACCGCCGAUUCUCGGGGUGAGAAAGCGAACCAAGAGAGUUUUGCAUGAUGCCGCAGAUCUGCUUGUGGGGCAGUAUUUCGGAACAGUGGAUUUCCACGGUAAUAAUGUUCCAGCAGAUAAAUCUGGACCGGUUGUCAUUCAACCCGUCGAUUCCGUGAAAAUUUGUGAAAUGGCGGAAGACCGACGAAGUCAUAAAAAUAAUGAAAUUCGGUUGUCAUCUAAACGACUCGGUGAACUGGAGCACGAUUUACUUGGAAUAAGUUCAUCUGCUUCGAAAGAAGACGCAGGAUUCCGGAACAUCCUUGGUUACGUUGCUGUUUCGAAGGUUGACAGAAGCAAGGACGAGAUCCAUUUGAAAACGCCCGGACCAAAGGAACUCCCGGGGAAAAUUUUGUUAGUUUCGGACGGCACAAUGUCGAAACAUCGAGCGAAAGUGGCGCGUGGAGUUGAUUUGGGAGCUCAAGAUCAUUGUAGAGCUCUGAAUGAUGCCGGCUUUCCGAAAUGCGUUCGGGAGGCUUUGGAUAUACUUGUAUCAUCCCCAACGGGUUCAUUGAUGGGCAUGAACCCGUCCCUGGACUAUGUGUUCUACGACGUGAAUCCCCGUGACGGAGAAAGACGACCUUUGUCUGCCAUCCGAGAACUCAUCGUGUUAAACGAGCUGCGAGACUUCUUCUGCAAUCCACCACUGGCAGAAGAUGCACCCACACGCAAUCUCAUCUUUAUGACCCUGUUUCAGCAUCCCUCGGAUAAGCGAAGAGUUUCCAUGUUAUCGCGAUUGACCUCGAUUGGGAUUUCCUUGCGACUUGUCCCGAUUUUGGAUUCGACUGCUGUGUUGCUGGGGCAAACCGGCUCUUCCUCGAAGUUGGCAACGAAGGUGAUAGACGAUCAAGUCCGAGAAUUUGUCUACCUGCUUCCUGAUCCCGCACUGGGGUACUUGAAAGAACUGAGAAACGUUUCGCAAUUUUUUGCUGGACACUUCAUCGGCGUGCUUGGUCAUUUGUAUUCUGGAAAGAGAAGAAGAGAAAGCAGCCAUGCUGAAUUUGGCGACGAAAUUCCGCCGACCGUUUUAAUAGAGGUCUUGACGACUUGGAUCCGUUCUGCCCCUGAAAUCCCGGUGUUACCCAUGAUUACGAAGUGGUCGAAAUUAUUGCCACCAGGUGGCAUUGUGAUGCCAGCUUCAUCUCCCUUGGCCGCUAUGUUCAGAUGGAGCAUUGUUUCCCCGUUGGUCAUUAAAACCGGUCCCAACAGUGAUUCAUGGCGAUGGUAUUCUGAGUGGGAUUUUCGAUGCAGAGAUUGCGUUGAGUUCGCUUGGAGCAAGUUGGAACCCGAAACCGCCCUACAGUCCAAAGAAGUGAUAUCCAUCAUAGUUGAUCUUGCUGACUGUUUUCAGCACCACUGGAAAAAGGGAUUUGAAGAAGCAGGGGAAAUGUCAUUCAUGCGUUUAGCCACAUUGGUCAAGUUGUGUCUGGACAAGGGCUAUUUCCUGAGUUCGAAAGGUACGAUAUCUGAGAUCGAUUCGACGGACGAUUGGGAACUUGAUUUUGAAUCAUUCAGUCUGGCUGACUUAUUUGAAGAAGACGCAUCACUGUCACUGCUUUCUACUUCUUGGAACACUCGCUUCAGCGUUGUGGGCCGGCGUAACUUCAUGGAGAACCCGUCGGAAUAG
Notodromas monacha is the source of this 2499-nucleotide messenger RNA. NCBI's taxonomy places the organism in Eukaryota, Metazoa, Arthropoda, Ostracoda, Podocopida, Cyprididae. The record is from the annotation of a GenBank genome assembly.